Molecule: messenger RNA, 277 nt
Organism: Ambispora leptoticha
Lineage: Eukaryota; Fungi; Glomeromycota; Glomeromycetes; Archaeosporales; Ambisporaceae
Source: the annotation of a GenBank genome assembly
AUGAUAAAAUCACAAUUAGCUUUAGUACCAACUACUUCUCUUCAGCCUACACAAGUAUUAGAUGAAUAUAUGCCAGAAAGACCUCCAGAUGGGUAUGGUAUAAAUUCUAAAAGAUUUAUUCAUGCUAAUCUUAUAAAUCCAACUCCUUCAAUCAGUCAAAUUAUGGAAUCUCUAGUCAAUGAUCUUUAUAAAAAAUUGUCUGAUAUGUUUUCAGUAAAACUAGUGCAAUCGAAGAAUAAAGAUACCAGUACUGAUGAUAUAGAUGAAAUUACUAAAG